AUGGAUAGCUGGAGAGUAGCAGUGCUUGGGGAUGGAGGUGUGGGGAAAACAGCUCUGGCCGUGCAGACAUACGACCCCACAAUAGAAGAUGCUUACCGAAAACAGCUGGUGGUGGAUAACAGAAUGUGCUUUGUAGAAGUCAUUGACACUGCAGGCCAGGAGGAGUAUGCCACCUUGCGUGACCAAUGGGUCCGUGAAGGCCAAGGCUUUAUUCUCGUAUACUCGAUCGCCUCUAGAUCGACUUUUGAUCGGCUCGAAAUAUUCCGACAGUCCAUGAGGAGGGUCAAACGAGGUGACCCCAUAUUUAUGCUCGUUGGCAAUAAAUGCGACAAGACCUACGAACGAGAGGUGUCGAAGGAAGAGGGUGCCGCGCUAGCGCGUCAGUUUGGCUGCGAAUUCAUCGAGACUUCCGCCAAGACUCCCACAAAUGUCGACCGUCUUUUCACCAACCUCGUGCGGUCACUACGACAAACCAGGAAUAUAGAGCCUGGCGCGCCAGCUGGCGCACCGCUGAAAAAAGAGAAGAAAAAGUCGUCAAAGUGUGUUGUUAUGUAG
Messenger RNA from Psilocybe cubensis, 555 nucleotides. RefSeq lists its product as uncharacterized. The record is from RefSeq and is a predicted model, not a curated record. Gene Ontology annotation, molecular function: GTPase activity; GTP binding; GDP binding. Gene Ontology annotation, biological process: signal transduction. Gene Ontology annotation, cellular component: plasma membrane. Lineage: Eukaryota; Fungi; Basidiomycota; Agaricomycetes; Agaricales; Agrocybaceae. Bases 1 to 555 code for a protein of 184 amino acids. The transcript has 4 exons.